UGCCCUCGGCACACGCCGCAUCUACAAAGAAACUUCACGGGGUGAACUUCCCCUUACACAACAGUUUUUGCUUGGGAGGACGGAAAGAACACCAGCUUGGUGUUUUCAGCAUCUGGGCAAGUGGUUCAGCAUGGGCUAGCCCCAAUUUUCCCGUAGAGCUGGAGUGGACUGGAAAAGAACAAGGAAGAGAAGGAUGAGCAUUUAUACUCUCAACCUCAGGUUGUUCUGGCCGCUGGCCACUUGUUUUCUCAUAGCUCUGCUUCUGUUGCACCAAUACAUCUUCAGAGGCUCCGAGGACCAAGGGAAUGACUGCGCUGACCAGGGACCCGGAGCUUUCAUGCUCUUCAAGUACACCCUAGCUUUUAUCUUAUUUUACUUUUUCAUAAAGUACUGCUCAGCUCAACCUGGCACUGCUAGGAGGGCUUUCCAAAAAGUGCCGGAGGUACACGGAAAAUCAGGAGUCUCCAAGAGAGAACUACUGGACGAUCACUAUGAGAGGCAUGUGCGUCUUUCUCCACAUGUGCUGGGCCACAGCAAAGCCCAUGUUGCCAAGCUGGUGAGUGAACUUGUCAGAGUGGGUCGCACCCAUGUCCUGCCGGAGUCUUCUCUGGCCUUCCGGGGGGACUUCAUUCAGAUCGGGAGCUCCUAUGAGGAGCACAAGGUGGGCUCAGUUGACUGCUUUGACAUCCUUGUGCCUCUGAGGGCACCUCGUGGGCUAAAAUUAGAGACUGUUGUUUGUACUGACAAACCUGGAGGGCCACCGCUUUGCACGCUCAACACACCUCGCAAAGCAGAAUGGACACGCCGUCACAAGGCCUUCAUGGACACGUUCAUGCACUUGCACAAUGCUCAAAGUGUCUAUAGGAUGAGCCCAGAUUCCGUCCAGCGCUGGUUUUACACAGCUACCCAGCACCGCCUCGCUGCUGUCCGUUACCCGUUUGAGCAGCGCUGUUCCCUUAGCCUGUCUCUCAGCGAGGAGCAGCAGGUGCACCUCCGUCUGACCCCCCGCUCUGAUUACGUCUGCUGCCACAUCUCCAUGGGCAUUCGUCUGAUCCCAGCCUUUCCUCUUGGUGAUGGCGCAUUCUUGGUAGCGUCCCGGCAGGGUCAGGGAGGAGAAGACCUUUGGACGGUGUACUUUCCCAGACAAGAGCAGAGACUCCUGGCGUGGCUAAAAGGUAGACUACCCCCCAACUCGUGUCAUCUGAAGUGCCUUCAGCUUCUUAAAGAGGUGCGUAACCUCAGUGGGGAGACUCUGGACCAGCAGUCUGGAGCUGAGUGGGGAGGAGUGCUUUCAUCCUAUGCUUUGAAGACAGCUUGGCUUCGUCUACUGCUCAGUACACCACCUGAGACCUGGGAUGAGUGCAACCUUGUGGACCGGCUGGAUGAUCUUCUUCGCAGUCUAAGGGAGAGCCUACAGUCUCGGGCUCUCUGCCAUUUACUCCUUGGAGGAGUCAGUGGAUUUCUGCCAGACUCUAUCAUUCUUCCCAAACUCGUAAAGGAGAUGGUACCCUCCAACCUGUGGGCAGAAUUCAGUGACGUCACCCUUGACAUGGUCUCCUCCCGACUGGCCUACUCCUGGAACCACCUCCCUCGCCUAAUUCGCCUCGGGCGACCGCAGAGGACUAGUCUUGUUAGAGGUGUCCACUGCAAAUAUAUCGAUACGGAGUGAAGGUCAACUACAGAUGUUUUUCAUGUUUUCUGAAAAUGUAUGCCAUGUGUAUAUAUAUAUAUAUAUAUUAGUUACAUUUAUUUUUUUCCCCAAAAGCAGCAUUCAGUAGAUAGAGAUUAUCAAGACAGUCUUUGAUCUAUACAAAUAAGUAUUGUACUGUAAUUGUAGGAUGUUCUUUGAAAUUCGAUUUGAACUGAAUUUCAUAUUCCAGUGUGUGUGUUUAUUUUCUGCUCAUGCUAAUUUAUUUAGUAUUUCUAGAGAAAAAUUCUGAUUCUCAAAACUUGCUCUUUAAAAGAACAGUAAACAUUUGAUAUGUUUAUAUAUUUAGCUCCCUCAUGCGUCUGAGCUGGUAGGCUUGUGUUGACUCAGGGUGACUAUAAUGUCUCGCUUCUGGGGCAGUGAGUAGUCAAAACAGCAUAAACACCAAAGUUUUUCCACACCCACAAAGUAUUAGUAAUGCCAGCCUAAAGAGAUGAACAUCCUGUUUUGAAGGGGAAAAUGCAGUGUAGCUUCUGUAAAAUAUAUUCUGCUGUGACAUUUUGAUAAAAAAAUUGUAAAAUGUAUAGCUUGAUCAUUGCAAAACACCAUACAGAGCCAAAUUUAUCCUUUAUUUUGAAUGAAUAAAUGAGUAAUAUUGUUUCAUAACUGUAGCAAUUUCAGUAUUGCUUAAUUGAUUGCUUAUGCAUUCCACUGAUGAGUAAAUUCAUUAUUGGUGCUUUAUAUCACCUCAGUUCAUUACCUUAAUUGGUCCUCUUAAGGAUUAGGAAGCCCUUUGCUUCACUUCUUCUUACUUGUCUACAGGGACCCCAGCAUGCAUGCACAUGAUCUUCUCCCUCAGAGACAUGGCUCUGCAGGUUGUCACCAUGGAGACAUGCUACCUCAGCCCAGGGUCACUUAUUCAAGCUGUAGCUUUAGUUUUAAUGGCUGAAUGCAUUUACUUUCACAAAGGAAGCAGAGAUCUAUAUUGAUUCCUGUAGGUGCCACAGGGUUAGUUUGUUAGUCUCUUUCCUGUUCAUACUUUAUCUAUCAACUGGUUCUCGAACAAAGUGUUCAUUCAUAGCCAUGUGUGUCAGACAUAUCUUAGUUUCAUCAGCUUCACAGGGAAAUGUUUGUGGUACCUAAGCAAAAGUAUUUGCGGCUUAUUUUUGUCUGUUGUCUAAAAAGCAGAACAGAAAAUGAAAUAAGGAAAUGAAACAGGACAUGCUCUGAAAACAAUCCUUAAAUGUAGUCCGAAACAAGUCUUAAAAUACAGAGUAACUAAUGUGGAAUGUAUAUUUAUAUUAAUGUAUAUGUCAUUUAAUGUAUAUGUGGUACUGUAUGUGAAUGUAAGUAGAUUGUAAAGCACAUUGUACUUGAUGUACAUAUUAGAGAAAACAAUCUGUGUGUGUGUGUGUGUACAUGUACUUUAAUUCAUGAAUUGAAAUAAAUAUCUAUAUUUUGGACUGCA
This is a messenger RNA of Carassius auratus (goldfish), 3116 nucleotides long. RefSeq names its product inositol 1,4,5-trisphosphate receptor-interacting protein-like 2. The transcript has a single exon. Bases 194 to 1669 code for a protein of 491 amino acids. The record is from RefSeq and is a predicted model, not a curated record. NCBI's taxonomy places the organism in Eukaryota, Metazoa, Chordata, Actinopteri, Cypriniformes, Cyprinidae.